This is a messenger RNA of Racocetra persica, 994 nucleotides long. The record is from the annotation of a GenBank genome assembly. Lineage: Eukaryota; Fungi; Glomeromycota; Glomeromycetes; Diversisporales; Gigasporaceae.
GUGCCGGAAAAAGCACUUUGGGCAAUUUGCUUCUUGGAAAACCACACGAAGAUGGGCCUUUUUAUACUUCAGCAUCAAUGGCAAGAUUCUGUCACCGACGAAUGUUGUGUAGCAACAAUGUCAAUCGAUGGCUUGAUGUACAACAUUGUUGAUACACCUGGAAUUUUUGAUACUAAAAAAGAAUCUGACACAAUACUUACAAAAAUCUCUAAAGCUGUUAAUCAAUGUGCUUUUGGGGUUAAAGCUAUUCUUAUUGUAUUUGAAGCAAAACGAUUUACCCAAGAACAAAAGGAUGUUUUAAAUGAAAUAAGAACAUUUCUUGGAAGAGAUGCAACGAAUCACAUUAUCGCUGUGUUUUCCCAUGCGACAAAAACUCAAACUGAGUUUAAAGACAGAAUGCAAAAUGACUGGAAUACUCAUGUCAAAUCUUUUGUCCAAAAUAUUGGAUAUCGUUGGGGUAUUUCCCCUAAUCCUGAUAUUUUUCCUUCCGAUAAUCAAAUACACAAAGAACGGUUAAAUGAGAUCAAGCAGUUAAUUAAAAGUAUUCAAGGUGUCUACACUACCGAACAACUUGAAGUGAAUCUGAGAGAACAAGAGAGGAUUCGGCGUCAAAAAGAAGAGGAUGAGAGGAAAAAAAAGCAAGAAUACGAGGAAAAACUCAAAGAAAAAGCGAGAAGAGAAACUGAAGAGGCUUAUAAGCGUCAAAUGAAAGAGGCUGAAGAGGCUCAAAGACGUCAAAUGAAAGAGAUUGAAGAAUCUCACAGACGUCAGAAGAAAGAAGCUGAAGAAGCUCACAGACGUCAGAUGAGUGAAAUGAGAGAAGCUGAAAAUGCCCGCUGGCGUGAGCAAGCUAAAAAAGAAAGGGAAGAAAAAGCUAUGAAAGAAGGAUUAGGUUUCACUACAGGGGCGACGACUGGUGCUUUAGCUGGUAGUGUGGCUGGUCCAAUUGGUGCAGCAAUUGGAGGUGCAGUCGGAGGUGCAGUUGGAUGGUUAG